AUGGAGCAGGUCCCGGAGUACAUCGACAUCCCGAUAGGUGCGACGCCGAUCCCGACGCCGCGCGAGCUCAGCGGGCCCGCGCCCGUCAACGGCGAUGUGCGCGUGAACGGCGUCAACGGCGUCAGCGAGGUGAACGGCCGCAUACCCGUCCCCGGGUCGAGCUUCCCGCCCAGCCACUCGACGAGCACGCCCCAGAAGAAAGCAUCCAUCGGGAGCACCAUCUCGAGCAAUGUCUCCGACCUUGUGCUAAGCACCAUUUUGCCGCCGAACCUUCCGACACUGCCUUCCCCGCCCCAUGUCCACGGCAAGGCAAGGGAGUUGACGACUCAGAAGAACGGCCUCGGCUUGAACGUCAUGACGGUUAAUUUCAGGCGGUUCGUCACCAAGGACCGCGUAGAGGAGAUUCUCUUCUGGCACAAGCCGAUGUGGACGUGGGCUUUCAUGGCAACUUGGGCGUUUAUUUGCUUCAACCCGCGUGCUGUGCUGUUCUUCCCGACUGCGAUUCUCCUGACGAUCUACCUCAACUUCCAGGAGAAGAAGAACCCGAUCCCAUCGCUGCUGGGCGUCACUACCGCCCCCGCCGACCUUGGCACACACCGUGUGGGCAACUCGGCGUCAACGUCGUACUCGGCCUCGACUGCGCCGAAUAUGGAGGGCGCCGCUGUCGUACCUCCCAAGGAAGCUGAGAGCUCGGUUGACUACUUUAUGAACGUUCAGGCCAUUCAAAACCUUAUGGGCCUUGUGGCUGACGGCUUCGACCUCCUUGCGCCCGUCUUCAGCUACCUUGCGGGCGAGACCGCCACGCCAACUAGCUUCCCGCUUGCACCGGCUCACAUCGUGCUGGCGCUUCUCCCGCCUUCGAUUGCGCUGCCGCUAGUCCCCGCGUGGAUCUUCCCUUGGGCGCUGCUUCCCGUUGGCAUCGUGCCUCCGCUGCUCUUCCACCCGAACCUCGUGACACUGUGGGGCAAGAUCCCGCACGCGCGUGCGCUGCGUGUUGCCCGUCACCAUCUAGAGGAUGCGGUGCUGACCGACUGCCUGACCGAUGACAUCGGUUCGAAGCGUAUUGCCCGCGUGCAGGUCGUGGAGAACGAGCGGCUCGACCCCUCCGUGGCCUCCAAGAACAACAGCAACACGACUAACGGGUGGUCCUCUCGCUUCCUACGGACAGGAGAGCGUCUUCCCUGGGUCAAGAUUCGGGAGAGCUCGGCGUGGGCGCGCGAUGACCUGUCUCCGCACGCCGAGGACGAUGGCAAGAUGGUCCUCGCGCUUGAGAAGGGGUGGAAGUUUGUGCCCGGAGAGGACUGGCGAGUCGAUGUGUGUGCACUCUGGAGCGAGAGCGAGCCAGAUGCCGAUGGAUGGAUCUACACCGACGACUCGUGGUCGAACCCCGGCCCGCAGGUUGUCGAUGACCCGACCGUCCUUCCGGUUGUGAGCAAACGCACAACACGACAGCGUCGCUGGUGGCGCCGAGUGUACUUCGACCCCGUCGAGGCCACCGCGGUUCCGGCUGCGCCGGGCUUCGACACGAAGCCCAAGGUCUACUAA
This is a messenger RNA of Trichosporon asahii var. asahii CBS 2479, 1545 nucleotides long. RefSeq lists its product as uncharacterized. The record is from RefSeq and is a predicted model, not a curated record. The coding region runs from base 1 to 1545 and encodes 514 amino acids. Lineage: Eukaryota; Fungi; Basidiomycota; Tremellomycetes; Trichosporonales; Trichosporonaceae. Gene Ontology annotation, cellular component: peroxisomal membrane. Gene Ontology annotation, biological process: peroxisome organization. The transcript is spliced from 2 exons.